AAGACCUUCGAGAGACUUUGUCGCGACGACGCGACGCUACAAAACUUUGCGAUACGCGACAAAGAAACGAAGUCGCUCGCCAUAAUUCCGAAGCGUUAACAUAGAAAUACGUCGGUUACGAAUUAAAGAAAAGCGACGAUAUUUAAAACGUAGAUAAGAAACUGACCAAUGGAACGUCGCGUAACUUAAAAAAAAACGCUUCGAAAUUCGAGAACAGGGGAGAGAAGACGGUGACGUUCCACCCACGUGUCAUAAAGUUUGACAUUCGGGCCAAUGAAGUGAGCCGCUGGACGUCACGUGAGUUAAAAAGCGUGCAGCGUGUCGGACCGGGGUGAAAGUGGAUGGAGUCGUCGUCGAUCGGUGGAAAGUAAAAGCGUAACUGUUGUACGUCACAGUUUGAAUCCGGUCGCCGUUCCGACAUGACUAAUCCGUCCAGCAAUCUAAACGACUCCUUCCGUCCUUCUAGUGGAAGAGAUGCUUGGGCCCUCGCUAGUCCAGCUUUCGAGCGUCGAGACGUGGAGGAGGCCUUCGAAGACGAUGAGGAAGCCGUUCGAGACGUCAUUCCGGAACAGCAGAGAAGCGGAUGUUGGUACGGAUUCACGCGAGGUGUCAGAGGAUUAUGGUCAACGCGCCAAAUGGAAAAACUUGCAGGUGACAGAGAAUGGUACAUUCGGACGACGCUUCGAGAAUUAAUAAUAUAUCUUGUGUUUCUCAUAAUCCUUUGCGUCUUAACAUUUGGAAUGAUGAGUCCCGCAAUGUUUUAUCAAACUAAAGUUAUUAGCGAACUUUUCCUGGAUUCGACAUUUGAAGAUUCAACAAGUUCAAUGAAAACAUCUUCACAGAUUAAUGACUUUUGGAGGUUUGUAGAUAACGUAAUGCUAGAUAACUUAUAUUGGGAAAAUUGGUAUAAUAAGAAAGAAGCAAUCAAAGACGACAGAAAUAUUUUGUAUGAAAAUCGCUUGCUCGGUUCUCCGAGAUUGAGACAGUUGAGAGUGAGGAACGAUUCUUGUAACGUUCACGACAAUUUUAAAGCAGUUAUCAGUCAAUGCUAUGACGUAUACUCGCCACACAUAGAAGAUAACAGACCAUUUGGACUCAUGAACGGAACAGCUUGGGCGUACCAUUCGGAGAAAGAGAUGAAUGGUUCUAGUCACUGGGGAUUAAUAGCUACUUAUAGUGGAGCCGGAUCCUAUAUGGAUAUCGGAAUAACAAAAAAGACAGCUAAAGAAAAGAUGGACUUGUUACGACAGCAUCUGUGGGUCUCUCGGGCAACUCGUGCCAUAUUUUUAGAUUUUACAGUUUACAAUGCCAAUCUCAAUCUCUUCUGUGUUGUGAAACUAGUAUUUGAAUUUCCUGCUACGGGCGGAAUGAUUCCUUCUUGGAGUUUCCGAACGGUAAAGUUGCUUCGUUACGUCUCGACUGCCGAUUAUUUCAUUUUGGGUUGCGAAGUACUCUUCUGUUUCUUCAUUAUAUACUACAUUGUCGAGGAAUUGUUAGAGAUAAAAAAGAAUAAAUUAAGCUAUUUUAAAGAAGUUUGGAAUAUAUUGGAUGUUGUAGUUAUUCUUAUGUCCAUAAUAUGCAUCGCAUUCAGCGUUUACAGAACAGUUAUGGUCGAAAACUUACUUUCAGGAUUACUAGUGGAUCCCGAAUUAUAUCCGGAUUUCGAAUCUCUGGGAUUUUGGCAGACACAGUUUAAUAAUGCCGUCGCCUUAGCCGUUUUCUUUGCUUGGAUCAAAUUUUUUAAAUAUAUAAGUUUUAACAAAACAAUGACUCAGUUGUCGUCUACAUUAUCAAGAUGUUCCAAAGAUGUUGGAGGCUUUGCCAUUAUGUUCUUCAUUGUGUUCUUUGCUUUUGCACAACUUGGCUAUCUGUUGUUUGGAAGUCAGGUUCAAGCUUUCAGUUCGUUUGGGACUGCAGUAUUUUCCCUGUUGCGUUUAAUUUUGGGCGAUUUCGAUUUCGAAGAACUCGAAGCCGCCAACAGAGUUUUGGGUCCGAUUUAUUUCCUCAGCUACGUCUUCUUUGUCUUCUUUGUUUUAAUGAACAUGUUCCUUGCCAUCAUUAAUGACACUUAUGCCGAAGUAAAAUCAGAGAUUUCGCAAGACAGUAAUGAAUUUGAACUGGUAGAUUACUUCAAAAAGGGUUAUAAUAAUUUUCUUAGUAAACUCGGUAAGAGAGAUCAAAUUGCGGAUCUACACAAUGCCAUGAAAUUGGCAGACUCGGACGGCGACAACAAACUAUCGUUCGAGGAAGUGCGAAGAAAACUAAAACAACAAAAUUUCUCGGAAGCCGAAAUCGAAAUGUGGUUUGCAAAAUACGACAUCGACGGCAACAGACAGUUGGACGAACAAGAAACGAGGCAGAUGUUGGCCGACCUGGAAGGCCAGAAACUUCAAUUGGAUCGCGAGAUCGAAAAGGAACAGCAGAUGCCUUCGGAUGCCAGCCGUCCGGCCUCCGCCGUCGGCGGCCGUUCGGGAGUGUCUCUGGACGAUUUUCACGUUCUGUCACGUCGUGUCGAUCGAAUGGAACAUUCCAUCGGAAGCAUCGUUUCGAAAAUAGACGCAGUACUUGUAAAAAUGGAAUCUAUGGAAAGCGCCAAGACGAAACGCAGAGAUAAUAUGAAUAAAAUCUUAGACACAAUUUCCGAACACGACGGACUAGACGAGAAAGCCAAGCGCCAACAAAUGGAACAGUUGGUUCGAGAGGAGCUGCAGCGAUGGGAUUCCGACAUUUCUAUGAAUUCGCCUCGUUUUAAUGAAAAUAAUACAUAAAACAACGCCGAGUGCCCCGUUUAAAAUCUGGCACAGAGAAAGACCACUAUAACUGGAAAAAUUGCACACCGAGUUACAAUUACAAAGCUAGCACCAUCUUCACCAAACCAUCGUUUGGCAAAAUGAUUAAAUUUCGUCAAAGUUCGGUUUUAUUUACCAUCGGCCACAAGUUUAUUCUAUCGCUAGCAGUGUGCACUCGUAUUAAAAACAAUCCGUAUGAUUUAGAUGCAUUAACUAUGUAGCCAAAAUUCUAGUCGUCCUUAUUCUUUUAGUUGUAAAAACAUGAAUUUCAUAUAUAUACAUAUACAUACACACACAAUAUUUUAGUUAAAAUUUAUGUACUGCAAAUGUUUUAGCUCUAAAAUAUCAAUCAAAAGAUAGUAAGUUUUUGUAAUUAUUAACGAUACUUACAGAUUGGCGAUGACGCGUGGAAGUCCCGUAGGUUGCUCGUAAUGAAUUUAUCGAGAAUUCUUUCAACCAAAAUCGAGGACGAAGCAGAUUUAGCAACCAUCGGUCUAAGUUUCUGCCCCAAGUGUCUUUGUGAAGAUCCACGAGGAGAACGCGCGAUCGACCGGCGGUCGAUAAAUCUUCUUUGCCCUCGAUUCUAGUCGAAAGAAUUGUCGAUAAAUUCAUUACAAGCUACUUAUAGAUUAAUUCAUACUACAAAGUUUAGCUUAUUUUACUUAAAAAAUUACAUAAAAUUGAUGGAAAAGUAAGUUAUGCUCGAAUUAGUUUCAUAUGCAGCUUAGACAUAGUUGUCAACUUCAGACGAUAAUAAAACUAGGUUACAUUUUUUUUUUUAAUAAUUAUUUCAUUAGCCACCCUUAGAAAAUGUAUGAUGUCGAAAGUACCAAUAUGCAGCAAGCAUGCAGUUUAAUUAUAAAAACUUAAUUUGUGUUUAAUGCAUUGAACUAAACUCAAAAUUAUUAUUUAUUACAAGAACAUUUCUGAAUUCUAGCAACUCUUAAAAUUAUAAGAAAGAACUUAUAAUUUUAAAACAGUACGAAAUAUUGGAAAACAGUUUCAAUAAUUUCUUGAUCUAGUCAUUACUGUGGAAAACUGUAACCAGAAAAUUUUAAUGUAAACCAAAGAUGUCAUGUAAUUUAUGAUUAUCCAUUGAAAUAAAAAUGCAUAGUAAGGCAAUUUAAUGGUGUUACGGAUGAAUUAUUUAAUGACGACGAUGUAGAAAUGACAUAAAGAGAUCUCGUAGGAUUUUUGGGAGUCGUAU
Messenger RNA from Centruroides sculpturatus (bark scorpion), 3996 nucleotides. RefSeq names its product polycystin-2-like. Gene Ontology annotation, molecular function: calcium ion binding; calcium channel activity. Lineage: Eukaryota; Metazoa; Arthropoda; Arachnida; Scorpiones; Buthidae. The coding region runs from base 420 to 2768 and encodes 782 amino acids. The record is from RefSeq and is a predicted model, not a curated record. Gene Ontology annotation, biological process: detection of mechanical stimulus. Gene Ontology annotation, cellular component: membrane. The transcript is spliced from 16 exons.